AUGUUCCCCAUCAAACUAUUAGCAAGAGGCGUCACCGGCGCAUAUGGCAUUGCGCGUGAGGCAAUGGCUGACCACGACGCCAAAAAGACCGCAGCGGCUCAGAGCCAUCUGCAAGUUCCCUCCCCAACCAAGGAGGAAGCCGAGCUUUCAGACACCUCAUCAGUCGAGUCAUCCGACGGCGAGGAAGCAGCCCAAGAACUCGACGAAGUGCAGCAGUCACUUCUGCCAAAAUACAAAGACAUUCAAUUUGACAAUGCACACAACGUCGAUGAAGUGUUGGAUGCCUUCAUGAAGGUACACCCGCCUCCCACGUAUUCGCCAGUCGCUGGCAAACUCGAAAUGCCCGUCAUCCUGCCCCAGCGUCGGCCGAAUAGCAAGGAACGAGGCUUCGUUCGCGCCUACGCGCCUAUUCUUCAGACUUGUGGAGUCGAGCAGGCCGAGUUUCUCGACUUCUUAAAGGGAUUCCAAAAAGCGAUCCAGCUGCAUCCACUUUUCCAUGCUUUCAAUCUGGCGUGCGCAGGAGCAGUCCUUGCCACCGACAUCGCAGUUGGCCCCAUGUUUUUCGUCCACAUCGGUGCCAUGGUAGUCCACACGAGCGUCGAGGUGUCCAGGAGACAAUACGUGAAAUAUGAGUCGAACAAAUAUCUCGACAAGAUGAACGAGACCUUUUUCAAGCCCCGCGGUCUGUAUGCCUUGGUCAUGGCAUAUAAACCCGAGUCAGACGAUUUGGUCCAAAAUGUGGACAUGAAUACCCACGUGGUAACCUCGAUCGCGACCAGGGACUCUGGCCGUGGCAGUCGAUUUGCCAACGCGGCAGGUCACGCAAGGGAGAUCGAGAUACCCGAGUCCGCCCCUCUCAUCUUCCCAGAGCUGGACGCUUUACCGGAGAGCGAGAAAGUGAACGCAUUCAAGCGCAGCGGCAAGAGACUCGGCGACUAUUUCGACCGCCGGGCUCAAAUCAAGUUUGAGAAGGCGAAUCCGGGUUCCAAACUCAACGUGUACCAGGAGAGGCAAUUUGCGUCGCGCUUCAGCGAUCCCAACCAUCCAGCCAACAGCGGCAGCUUGGUUGCCUUGCUGAGCGGCGGCAAAAUCGACACAACUGAAGCAGAUCGAGCAAAGGCUGAGAGAAGGGCACGCAAACGCCAGUACAAGGACGCAAGACGUGUUGCAAGGGGCCGCGAACCGCGCUAUGAUGCCAGCGGGAUGAACAAGAGAGCUCCGAAAGGGGGAAUCAAAGGCUUGAUGAAGUCGGAUGUGCUGUAUCUUAUGAUCGUGAAUUACCCCAGCGAGGCGGAGUUGAAGGAAGCGGCUCAGGCUAUGACCAACUUACAGGUGAAGUAG
This is a messenger RNA of Fonsecaea multimorphosa CBS 102226, 1341 nucleotides long. RefSeq lists its product as uncharacterized. The record is from RefSeq and is a predicted model, not a curated record. Lineage: Eukaryota; Fungi; Ascomycota; Eurotiomycetes; Chaetothyriales; Herpotrichiellaceae. Bases 1 to 1341 code for a protein of 446 amino acids. The transcript has a single exon.